Molecule: messenger RNA, 945 nt
Organism: Rhodamnia argentea
Lineage: Eukaryota; Viridiplantae; Streptophyta; Magnoliopsida; Myrtales; Myrtaceae
Product: coatomer subunit zeta-1-like
Exons: 6
Coding region: 155-700 (181 amino acids)
Biological process (GO): intracellular protein transport; intra-Golgi vesicle-mediated transport; retrograde vesicle-mediated transport, Golgi to endoplasmic reticulum
Cellular component (GO): COPI vesicle coat
Source: RefSeq, a predicted model, not a curated record
AAUUGCAUAUUCAGCGUUCUUUAUUUUCUCAGUCCAGCUCUGUCCGAAGACAGCAUUGAGCUAGAAAGAGGUUUUUGCGCGAGCGUUCCGAGUCCUCCGUCGCUGUCCUCCCCUGAGCUAAGCGGUCCCCGAAAAGCUGCGAAGCGUCGCGUUAAUGGAGCUGUGCCCUUCGGUGAAGAAUGUACUCUUACUAGAUUCUGAAGGAAACCGCGUUGCGGCUAAGUACUACUGCGAUGACUGGCCGACCAACAGCGCGAAGGAAGCUUUCGAGAAAGCAGUGUUCACUAAGACCCAGAAGACCAAUGCCCGAACAGAAGCUGAAAUAGCGAUGAUCGAAAACAACGUUGUCGUUUACAAGUUUGUGCAAAGUCUUCACUUUUUUGUUACCGGAGGUGAAGACGAGAAUGAGCUCAUUUUAGCGACAGUUCUUCAAGGAUUUUGUGAUGCAGUUGGUCUUCUCUUAAGCACUUGUUCCAGGGGCCAUGUUGACAGAAGGGAGGCAUUAGAAAAUCUGGAUCUGAUCCUAAUGUGCCUUGAUGAAAUUGUUGAUGGCGGCAUUAUUCUUGAAACUGAUCCGAACGUGAUAGCAGGGAAGGUUGCAAGUCAAAGCGUGGAUGCUGGAGGUCCUCUGUCUGAGCAGACGAUAAGUCAAGCCCUGGCCACAGCGAGAGAGCACUUGACCAGAUCUCUUCUGAACUGAUUUUGCACCUGAUGGAAUACAUUGUGUCUUCUUAUCCAUCAUAGGGUUAGGGUCGUAUCCAUACUCUGUUCGUUGCUUUUGAUUUUCAUGCCAAUUGAACUAUCAAUCUCAAUUUGGCUUCUGGAUUCACUGAAUGAUGUGGGUGGGCUUUUGUGAGGAUUUUGGUGGAGGCAAAACUGAGUAUGGUCUGUAGAUCAAGUACUAAAGCGACCACUUUAGCUUAAUGGAAAAGAUUCCAGAAGAAA